AUGGAAAAACCCUCACCGUCUCAUCAUGAUUCUGCCUCCAACAUAGACGAUUUUAAUCAUCCACCUUCAAACCUAUUGUUUGAUCCCAAGUCUCCUGCUGGACAACUGAAAUACAGCGAUAUCAAUGAGAUCAGCUCUAUCGUAGCUGAAGAUGAGAUUGGUGCUUCGAAAAUCUCCAAGGCAAACUACGCAAGUUCAAACGUUUUAAGUUGUGUUACCAGUAUUACUUAUACUCCUUCUGAGAUUGAUAGAAUUGUUGAAAAACUGAUUUCCAGACAUUUUUCGACUGCUAGUAUCAACGUUGUUGAUCCAAGAGAGAAUAGAGUCACUAUUCUAAAAAAAUUGAAGAAUAAAACUAUUUCUGGGUUUUCUUUUUCAUCAAUUCCCCCCAUUAGUUAUUUUCUUGUCUUUUCUAGAUUCAUUAAAAAGAAAGCUGGCGAAGAUAAUUAUUGCUGCAAAAUUUUGAAAUUUUUAGGAUGGCCUCUUGUUUUAUAUCCUUUUAUUAUUGUUGGUAUUAUUGUUGGUGCUAAUCAUAAGACUGUUGAUCCAACUCUAGUUUUUGUUUUCAAUAUCCUAGCCAUUUUGCCAUUAUCAAUUAAUAUUUCCUCUGCUACGGAGGCUUUGGCCAACUUGACCAAUUCAACAAUUGGAGCGUUGAUUAAUGUCACCUUUGGAAAUUCCAUAGAAUUGAUCUUUGCAAUAAUUGCUUUGACUAAAGGUGAAUUAUUAGUUGUGCAAUGUUCAAUGACUGGCUCUUACCUAGUCAAUGCUCAAUUGAUUCUUGGUGGUGCUAUUUGUGCAGGUUCAAUUCAUUUUAAAGAAUUGAAAUUUGAUAACCUUAUGGCCUAUUUUAACAUUAUUUUUAUUGCUUUUAAUGGUUUCAUUUUCAGAUUGGUUUAUUACUUUAAUUUUAGUAUGAAAGAAAAUGGCAAUAAAGACCCAAGCUCCAUAUCUGACUAUUCUAAUCCUUCUCUAACUAUUUUGAAAAUCUCUAGAGCUAUCUCAGUUUUAAAAAUCAUUCUCUAUAUCAUCUAUUUAGUUUUGCCAAUUAUGUAUAAAAAGUUUUUACAUUCUGAUGUUGAAAAUGAAAAAACAAGCAAAUAUAGAAUUAUUAAUUUAUUUACAAAACACAGGGUUUUCUUUCUUUAUGCUUUAUUUUUACUAGCUAACACAAUUAUCGUUGCGUUUAAUUCAGAAUAUAUUUUGGAUUCAAUGGACGCGUUUUCUGAAAGUUCAGGUCUUUCAAAGGAUUUUAUUUCAUUAAUCAUUAUUCCAAUUAUUUGCAAUUCUGCCGAACAUGUCUCUUCAAUUGUUGUUGCCUAUAAGGGUAAAAUGAAUCUUGCUGUUAAUAUUGCUGUUGGCUCUGCAGUCCAGAUUGACUACUUCAUUUCUCCUUUUUUGGUUUUGAUUGCAUCUGCAACUGUUAGUGAUUAUUCAUUUUUAUAUGAAGGAUUAAUCAUGGAAUGUUAUUUUGCUGCUUGUCUUCUAACAUGUUUUGUUAUUAUGUUGGGUAAGGGUUAUUUUAUUGCAGGUGUUUUAAGUUUAUUUGUUUAUACAGUUGUUGGUAUUUUAAUUUACUACAUGGUAUUUUAG
This is a messenger RNA of Ascoidea rubescens DSM 1968, 1593 nucleotides long. RefSeq lists its product as uncharacterized. Gene Ontology annotation, cellular component: membrane. Gene Ontology annotation, biological process: calcium ion transmembrane transport; intracellular calcium ion homeostasis. NCBI's taxonomy places the organism in Eukaryota, Fungi, Ascomycota, Saccharomycetes, Ascoideales, Ascoideaceae. Gene Ontology annotation, molecular function: calcium:proton antiporter activity. The record is from RefSeq and is a predicted model, not a curated record. The transcript has 2 exons. The coding region runs from base 1 to 1593 and encodes 530 amino acids.